GCGCGCAGUCUCUCUCCCUUCUCCUGGAACCACGACACCUGCUGCCCGCAAUGCCAGGGGACACAACCUGAACCACCUCGCGGCGGGCGGCAGCCGUUGCUGGCACCCUCCCGGAGUCACCGCGACCACAAUGCUGCUCGCUCCACCAGCCACCCCGCGCGCCCUCCCUCCUCGGUACCGGCUUGACGCCGGAUGGGCGUCAUUGGACUGGGAGCCGAUGGCGAAGCCACAUUGAGCGCGAUCCUGAAGCCCGGGAGAUCGGCGGGCCGAGAGAGGCAAAUGUAGCACCCCGAUUAUGCGAGCCUGCGAGGGACUGGGAGGAGGAUAGGCGGUGAUGAAGCUGGAGAUUGCGCGGGGAGGCCAGGUCGGAACCGCGCCGGAGUUUUCGUGCCUGGCGCUGUGACGGCGAGGUGCAACUACCUCACAGACCAAAACUCUACUGCGACAUGCUGAAGGAAAACUCUACCCGACUAGUUCAAAAGAGUACCACCAAAACACCCUGGAAUUAGACUCUGCACUGUCCUCAUCUAAAUAUAGGACUUCUCCCUCAAUAACGGCAACUCUGCUUCCCUCUCCACAGUCAUUCUCCAAAGUCCAAACGCAACACCAACGGGCCCCAUUUACUUGUGUUGAAUUCUUCAGUAGUUACUGUUGUUAGUCUUCCCGUCUUCCCCUUAAGUGUUGAUGAUAAAUAAGCCCUUCAGUUCUUGCUAUGGCCUAUUGUUUCUUGUCAAAGACUGAUGGAGGAGUUCCUUCACUUUCCUCUCCUGCCAUUGCUCCUCCUCCUCCUCACAUGUUCUUCUCCAUCCUUUGUUCAUUCUAUGGAAUCAAGUACAUCCAGGUGCCCCCCCUCCAAUAUCUCCAUCCCUUAUCCUUUUGGUAUUGCUGGCCCUGGCCAUAGCCCCUCCCCAGCUCAAGGGUUUGAGAUCACAUGUGGUUUAUCAGGCCCGAUACUGCACAUUAACAAUAGUGUGUUUGGUAUUCUCAACAUCUCGUUGAUGGAUGGUUUCAUAAGCAUCUUGGCAACUGCCACUAAACAGCCUUGCAGUGGGAAUUAUACUGACUUUAGCCUUGAGGGGACCAACUUCACAUUCUCUGAUACAAGAAACAAGUUCACAGCAGUAGGCUGUGAUAUGGUGGCCAUGCUGGUGAAUGGUACAAGUGGUUAUAGCAGUGGCUGCGCUUCUUUUUGCUCUACAAAAAAUAUCAUGGUUAAUGGUACUUGCUCUGGUGUGGCUUGCUGCCAAGCACCGGUGCCGAAGGGGUUAAAGAAGCUGUCUUUAGAGUUCACAAACAUAACUGGGCAGCUUGGCAGGCACAACAAGGACAACAGUACUUUGGCAUGUCCCGAGGCAUUCAUCGCGGAGGAGAAUUCCUAUGUUUUUUCUACCUUGGACCUGAAUCUAACUAAGAGCCUUCAAUAUCGGCCUGUUGUUCUUGAGUGGUCCAUAGAUGGUGGUAGCUGUGAGGAGGCAAAACGCUCUGCAUCAUAUGCCUGCAGGGAGAAUUCUUACUGCUAUGAUGCAGCCAACGGAAUUGGAUAUCGCUGCAAUUGUACCAAUGGAUAUCAGGGGAACCCAUACCUGCAAGGGCCUGAUGGAUGCCAAGAUAUUGAUGAAUGCUCCAUCGAAAGUCGGUGCACGCAUGGCUGCAUCAACAUGGAGGGAAAAUUCCGCUGCACGUGCCCAUCAGGAAUGAGUGGUGAUGGCCUCAAGGAAGGAAGUGGCUGCAAAGGAAUUGGCACGCUGCAGAUAUCAAUAGUUGCGGCUCUAGCUCUGCUACUGCUUCUCAUCGUUCUCGGUUUCUGGACCCACUGGCUUGUUAAGAAGAGAAAAUUUGAAAAGAAAAGACAGAGGUAUUUUAUGCAGAAUGGUGGCGUGUUGUUGAAGCAGCAGAUGUUUUCACAGAGGGCACCGUUGCGGGUAUUUACCUCAGGCGAGCUUGACAAAGCAACCAACAAAUUCAGUGACAACAAUAUAGUUGGUAGAGGUGGAUUUGGGACAGUCUACAAAGGUAUAUUAUCAGAUCAAAUGGUUGUAGCAAUCAAAAGGUCACAGCGAAUUGAUCAGAGCCAGGCAGAACAAUUUGUCAAUGAACUGGUUAUUCUUUCACAAGUGACCCACAAGAAUGUGGUUCAACUAGUAGGUUGUUGUCUUGAGACUGAAGUUCCCUUAUUGGUUUAUGAAUUUAUCGCAAAUGGGGCCCUUUUUCAUCAUCUUCACAAUACAUCAGCCCCAUUGUCAUGGGAGGAUCGCCUAAGGAUUGCAUUUGAAACUGCUUCAGCACUUGCAUACUUGCACUUAGCUGCGAAGAUGCCAAUUGUUCACAGAGAUGUCAAGUCAUCGAACAUACUUCUUGACAAGAGCUUCACCGCAAAGGUAUCCGAUUUUGGUGCCUCAAGGCCAAUACCUCAUAAUCAGACCCAUGUGACGACCUUAGUUCAGGGCACGCUAGGGUACAUGGACCCUGAGUACUUCCAGACAAGCCAACUGACUGAGAAAAGUGAUGUUUACAGCUUCGGUGUGGUACUUAUCGAGCUAUUGACAAGGGAGAGACCUAUCUCUGAUGGUCAGAUUGACGAGGUGAGGAGCCUAGCAUUGCAUUUUAGUUGUUUAUUCCAUCAGCACCGGUUGCUGGAAAUCGUAGAUUCUCAAGUGGCCGAGGAAGCUGGGAUGAGGCAUGUUAAAACCGUUGCACAGUUGGCUUUCCGAUGCUUAAGGUUGAAAGGUGAAGAGAGGCCAAGGAUGGUAGAGGUUGCAAUUGAACUUGAAGCCCUGAGAAGACUCAUGAAACAACACUCGGUCCUGAAGAUUGAAGGAGAGCAUCUGCUUGGGGAGUCCAGAUGCAACGGGGAUAUGAAGUUCGACGCGCAAUCAAAUUCGAGCCUUGAUGGCAUUGCCAAGGAUGAAAGCAUGGAGGUCAUUCUACUCCCAUCCAACGGUCUCUCAUGCUAGACCUGUUUCUAAUUAACGAGCUGUUCUUUUUAUGUUUAGCUGCCAAUCACGUAGAAAUUCGGAGUAAAGGGAAUUGUUGCUGAGUUCCGUUAGGUCUAUGUUGAACGCUAUUUUUCGAGCCAUUUGUAAGUCAAUAAACUAUAACGGCUCGCCUAAAGUUACCCACUUGGAUUGUACCAAACUUCAGAAAAAAUAAAUCAGAAUACCUAUUGUGUCUUUGCGUUUUACCA
This is a messenger RNA of Brachypodium distachyon (stiff brome), 3184 nucleotides long. RefSeq names its product wall-associated receptor kinase 2. Gene Ontology annotation, molecular function: ATP binding; polysaccharide binding; protein serine/threonine kinase activity. The transcript is spliced from 4 exons. The coding region runs from base 741 to 2954 and encodes 737 amino acids. The record is from RefSeq and is a predicted model, not a curated record. Lineage: Eukaryota; Viridiplantae; Streptophyta; Magnoliopsida; Poales; Poaceae. Gene Ontology annotation, biological process: cell surface receptor signaling pathway; protein phosphorylation. Gene Ontology annotation, cellular component: plasma membrane.